AUGGCGGCCCCCGCGAUUCAACGGCUGAACCAGCGCGCGGAGGUCAUUGGAAGGGCGGGCGCGCUCCACAUGAACAUCAACGCCGCCAAGGGCCUUUCCGAUGUCCUGCGCCAGAACCUCGGCCCCAAGGGCAGCCUCCACAUGCUCGUCGGUGGAGCCGGAGACAUCAAGCUCACCAAGGACGGCAAUGUUCUCCUCCGCGAGAUGCAAAUUCAGAACCCGACGGCGGUCAUGAUCGCCCGCACAGCCACGGCGCAGGACGACGUGUGCGGGGACGGCACGACGACGACGGUGUGUUUCAUUGGCGAGCUGAUGAAGCAGGCGGAGCGUCUGAUCUCGGAGGGCGUGCAUCCGCGCGUGAUCGUGGACGGGUUCGAGGCGGCGAAGCGGGAGUCGCUGAUGUUCCUCGAGACGUUCAAGCAGGGCCUGACGGGGGCGGACCGCGAGACGCUGGUGUGCGUGGUGCGCACGGCGCUGCGGACGAAGCUGGCGGAGGAGAUGGCGGACCGGCUGACGGAGUCGGUGGUGGACGCGCUGCUGAUGAUCCGGCAGGAGGGCGAGCCGCUGGACCUGAACAUGGUCGAGGUGAUGCACAUGCGGCACAAGCUGGACAGCGACACGCGGCUGGUGCGCGGGCUGGUGCUCGACCACGGCGCGCGGCACCCGGACAUGAAGAAGCGCGUGGAGAAGGCGCACAUCCUGUCGUGCAACAUCUCGCUCGAGUACGAGAAGACCGAGGUCAACUCGGGGUUCUUCUACACGAGCGCGGAGCAGCGCGAGCGGCUGGUGGAGGCGGAGCGCAAGGUCACGGACGACCGCGUGCGCGCGGUGAUCGACCUCAAGCGCCGCGUGUGCAAGGACGGCGAGGGGUUCGUGGUCAUCAACCAGAAGGGCAUCGACCCGCUCUCCCUCGACAUGCUCGCCAAGGAGGGCAUCCUCGCGCUGCGCCGCGCGAAGAAGCGCAACGCCGAGCGGCUCGCGCUGUGCUGCGGCGGGUACAUGGUCAACGCCGUCGAGGAGCUCUCGGAGGAGUGCCUGGGGUACGCGGGGGAGGUGUACGAGCACGUGCUGGGGGAGGAGAAGUACACGUUCGUCGAGGAGGUCAAGAACCCGCGGUCGUGCACCAUCCUGAUCAAGGGGCCGAACGACUACACCAUCGCGCAGAUCAAGGACGCCAUCCGGGACGGCCUGCGCGCCGCCAAGAACGCCAUCGACGACGGGGCCGUCGUGCCGGGCGCCGCCGCCUUCGAGGUGGCCUGCGCCCUGCACCUGCUCGGCGAGGGGAAGAACAGGACCGAGGGCAAGGCCAAGCUCGGCGUGGAGGCCUUUGCGCACGCGCUGCUCGGAAUCCCCAAGAUCCUCGCCGACAACUCGGGCCACGACGCACAGGAGGCGGUGAUCAGCUUGCAGGAGGAGCACAAGAGCGGCAACCCCGCGGGGCUCGACUUGGAGUCGGGGACCCCGUGCGACCCGAGCACCAUCGGCGUGUACGACAACUACACGGUGAAGAAGCAGAUCCUCAACUCGGCACCCGUCAUGGCCUGCCAACUGCUCCUCGUGGACGAAGUCAUCCGAGCAGGCAUCAACAUGAGGCGGAAGUGA
This is a messenger RNA of Pedinophyceae sp. YPF-701, 1602 nucleotides long. The record is from the annotation of a GenBank genome assembly. NCBI's taxonomy places the organism in Eukaryota, Viridiplantae, Chlorophyta, Pedinophyceae.